UUUUCAUGUCGCGUUGUGUUUCUAUGUUGCGUGUUGUCCAAGAUGCCACGCCUGCAUAGACAACAAAACAAUGGAUAAUGGACGUGUGUAUAUCUGUAUAUAUCAGCUGAUUGACGGAUGAUCACAUGACAUCACGAUACGUCAAUUGAAUUGUCGAUAAAUUGAACUCUGCUGCAUUUCCCUUGAAUUUAUCGGAGUAGAAUAAAAUUACAGACUUCUAUCGCAAAAUGGCGACGAAUUAUAUAUGGGAUGCCGAAAAUGCGGCAUCAACAUGCAAUACUGACGAAACCGCACCACUUCUGUCAGAGGGUGGUCAAGCCAACAUGUCUGAGAAGAUCGGUAUCUCGCAACAAACUUUGGUUUCCACUAAUGGCCAAAAAGCUAAGAAAUUGCCACAAUACCUGGCAGGCAUAGCAGCAACGCUUGGUGCUCUCGCUGCUGGUAUGGUACUGGGUUGGACAUCGCCUGCUGGUGAGAAUGGCAAGAAUCUGGCGCAGGACUACAACAUAUCCAUUAGCCCAAGCCAAUUCUCCUGGAUAGGAUCGCUCACCACUCUCGGAGCAGGCGCGAUAUGUAUUCCCAUUGGUAUACUGACAGAUCUGAUUGGCAGAAAGACUGCUAUGCUACUCAUGGUGGUCCCUUUCACUAUUGGUUGGCUGCUUAUCAUCUUCUCGAAUUCGAUCCUCAUGUUCUACUUUGGUAGAUUCAUUACUGGUGUCAGCGGUGGGGCCUUCUGCGUGGCUGCCCCUUUAUAUACAUCAGAGAUAGCCGAGAGCGAGAUCCGUGGUAUGCUUGGUUCUUAUUUUCAAUUGAUGCUUACUGUAGGUAUUCUGCUCUCGUACAUUCUUGGGGCCGUUCUGGAAAACAUGAUAACACUGUCAAUCAUUUCGGGGAUUGUGCCACUAAUCUUCUUCGCAGUAUUCUUCUUCAUGCCAGAGACUCCAGUAUACUACUUAAAGAAAGGAAACGAGGAAGCUGCCAGAAAAAGCUUGUCCAGACUUCGCGGUGAUCAGUAUGACGUCGAGGUCGAAUUGCAGGAGCAUCGCGAGGCACUUGAGAAGACCAAUCAAAGCGGCGUGUCAUUUGCUGUCAUGAUUAAAUCACGGGCUGUCAAAAAGGGCCUCGUAAUCGCUUAUGGAUUAAUGCUCUUCCAACAAAUGAGUGGUGUAAACUCCAUCAUUUUUUACUCCUCGGAUAUCUUCACCAAAGCUGGAAGUUCUCUACCGCCCGCUAAUGCAUCUAUUAUUGUGGGGGCGGUACAAGUAAUAUCGGUUUUCUUGAGCACAUUAGUCGUUGAUAAAUUGGGCAGAAGGAUAUUACUGCUGACGUCGAUCGUGGUUAUGUUUUUAAUGACUUUCAUUCUUGGAAUUUACUUUUAUUGUAUCACUCAUAAUACUGCCUUUGACAAUCUUAAAUGGUUUGCGCUUAUUCCACUAUGCGUUUUUCUUAUAAUGUUCUCCUUCGGCUUUGGCCCGAUUCCAUGGAUGAUGAUGCCAGAAAUCUUCGCGCCAGAAGUGAAGGGAAUUGCUGGAAGCAGCGCCUGCCUAUUCAACUGGCUUGCAGCUUUUUUAGUCACCAAGUUUUAUAAUGACAUGGUUGACGCUCUACAAUCUUAUGGUACUUUCUGGAUAUUCUCUUUAUUCUGCGCUAUUGGUAUUGCAUUCGUUUAUUUCUUGGUCCCAGAAACUAAGGGCAAGACACUGGAUCAAAUCCAAAGGGAAUUGAAUGAUUAAUAGGUUGAGUUAGAGUUCCUAUUAAAAAUAUAAAUUGUAAAUAUAUACAUAUAUAUACAUAUAUAAAUUAUGUAAAUAUAUAAGUUACAAUACUUAAACAAAAUAUACGUUGUAAAUUGAUAAUAUUGUAUCAAGUUUGUAUCGCAACAUGUAUAUAUUUUUAUGGCCACAUAAUGUUCCAAAUUUUCUAGAUUGCCAUUUUAUAAUGUAUAAUACUGUUCAAUAUCCUCAUUGUCAUUUCAUUAUACUAUAGUACCAUCUUAAUCCUCACCUGAUGGAUAUCAUCGAAAGUGAUAAAAGAAAAUAAAUAUACAUUUCCUGUUUUCUC
Messenger RNA from Formica exsecta, 2061 nucleotides. RefSeq names its product facilitated trehalose transporter Tret1. Bases 228 to 1733 code for a protein of 501 amino acids. Gene Ontology annotation, biological process: transmembrane transport; carbohydrate transport. NCBI's taxonomy places the organism in Eukaryota, Metazoa, Arthropoda, Insecta, Hymenoptera, Formicidae. The record is from RefSeq and is a predicted model, not a curated record. Gene Ontology annotation, cellular component: membrane. The transcript is spliced from 2 exons. Gene Ontology annotation, molecular function: sugar transmembrane transporter activity.